UCGUUUGAGUGAAUUGUGAGAGCUCCACGUCUACCGGAUAAAGAUCCUCCUCCUGCCACGUCAUCAUCUCCUUCUCCCUCCCCUCUCCCCCUCAGCCUUGAGAGAGCAUCAUCUGCGAUUUUUUCCGUUUCUUCUUCUUCUCAAACCAAAAUUAGUAGAAUAUUAUAUUACCCAAGCUGAUUUUGUGUGUAAAGCUUUCAUGGUAGAUGGCAGUUAAGCUACAUCGGCCGGGUCUUGUAUCCUCAAGCUCUUCUUCAAACCCUUGUCUAUCUCGGAUGUCCAUUGGAACCUUUAUAUCCUGCAGAAGAGUGGUUCAAUUUGAUUGCUUGUACCGGGGAAAUCCAAGGAGCCGAUUGUUUUUGACGUAUGAUGUUCUUGAAAGUAAGAAGUUCAUUCUUCAUAGGAGAUUGUUUGGGAACAAGAAGAUGAGUUCACGGAGGCCGUUUCUCCUUGCAUCUGCUGAAGACGGUGUGGCUGUUAAUGGUAACUCACAGUCGAGAUCCAGCGAUGAUGUUGAGGAGAUGAGGGCUAAACUCAGUGGAUCGUUGAAAGAUGAAUACACCUGUGGUGAACUCAUUCAGUCUUUACAUGAUGCUGCCAGAACUUUUGAGCUGGCUCUUAAAGAUAAGAUUUCCUCUUCUAGGUUACCUUGGUUUUCAGCUGCCUGGCUCGGAGUUGAUAAAAAUGCUUGGGUUAAGACGUUCUCUUAUCAGGCGUCCGUGUAUUGCUUACUACAAGCUGCAAAUGAGGUUUCAUCUAGAGGAAACAAUAGAGACGAUGAUCUUAAUGUCUUUGUGCAGAGGAGUUUAUCACGCCAAGCUGCUCCUCUUGAUAGUAUGAUGCGGGAUAAACUAUCAUCUAGUCAUCCUGAAGCCAAUGAGUGGUUUUGGUCUGAGCAAGUUCCUUCGGUGGUCACAUCUUUUGUGAAUUGUUUUGAGGGGGACCAACGAUUUGUUUCUGCUACCUCUGUCUAUGUCAAAGGCAAAUCCUCCUCAGCUGCAAGCAAUGAGUUUGAGGUGUCACUUCUCAUGCUUGUGCUGAAUUGCAUCGCAGCAGUCACAAAACUUGGCCCGACAAAACUUUCGUGCCCGCCCUUCUUUUCUAUGAUUCCAGAUACUACAGGGAGAUUGAUGGACAAAUUUGUUGACUUUGUUCCACUCCCUCAGGCCUAUCAUUCAAUGAAAAGCCUCGGUCUACGCAGAGAGUUUCUUGUUCAUUUUGGACCUCGGGCAGCGGCAUGCAGAGUAAAAAGUGACUGCUGUACAGAUGAGGUUGUUUUCUGGGUUGAUCUUAUACAAAAUCAACUGCUGAGGGCUAUCGAUCGGGAGAAAAUAUGGUCAAGGUUAACAACGUCUGAAAGUAUCGAGGUCUUGGAAAGAGAUUUAGCUAUUUUUGGAUUCUUCAUUGCCUUAGGCAGGAGCACCCAGUCUUUUUUAGCUGCAAAUGGUUUUAAUUCGCUGGAGAAUCCUGUGGAAGACCUUGUUAGGCACUUCAUUGGAGGAAGUCUCCUACAAUAUCCUCAGCUUUCAGCCAUCAGUUCUUAUCAGUUGUAUGUAGAGGUUGUCUGUGAAGAACUAGAUUGGAUUCCCUUCUAUCCAAUCAGAAAGGACUCCCAGCCAGCCGAACAAUCACAUGGGCAUAAAAGCAGACCACAAGGGCCACCUAACUAUGAUGCUCUUCCUCAGAUAUUGAAUGUUUGCUCUUAUUGGCUACAGAGCUUUAUAAAGUACAGCAAAUGGCCUGAGAAUCCUUCUAAUGUCAAGGCAGCUAAAUUCUUAUCCAAGGGUGCAAGGAAGAACUGGGAAUAUCUAGGUAGGAUAAUUAAGAGUGGUAAAUCGUGUAGGCAGAAUAACCUACAUAUCCAUCUCUGCAGAAUAACCUACAUAUCCAUCUCUGUGCACCUUACAUUUUUUUUGGCGGUAGCAGAAGCGGGUUUUAUUGACAUGAGUGCAUCGCCAACUGAUAGAGAGUCAAACUCAUUUGAUAAGGCUCUAGAGAGUGUAGAUGAAGCUCUGGUGAGACUGGAGAGCUUGCUACAGAAGUUGCAUGCAUCAAGUUCAUCUUCUGGAAAGGAACAAAUAAAAGCCGCAUGCUCUGACCUAGAAAAAAUAAGGAAGCUUAAGAAAGAGGCUGAAUUUUUAGAGGCGUCUUUCAGAGCCAAAGCAGCUUCCCUGCAAGAGGAUGGUGGUGAUAGUGACUCUCAGGAGUACUCGGAGGAACAAAGCCAAUAUGCAAAAGGAAAAGACUCCAAAAAUUCAAUAAAUUCUGUAGAUCAAGGCACAAGGGAUCGUGGAUUCUGGGGGUUCUUUGAGCGCAAUCCAAGAAAUAAGCCUAGCCGCGAGUCAUCGGCAGAUGAAUAUUUUGAGAAAUCCAAAGAAAAUGUAAAUAGUGUGGAUUCCAAACCCAAUGAGAUCUAUCGGUUCGAACUUCUACGGAGUGAACUGAUAGAGCUGGAGAAGCGUGUCCAAGGAAGUACAGAUGAGUCGGGAAGAACCUCUGAAGAUCCUCGUAGUAGUAUGAAAGGUGUGCAAUUGGUACAGAGCUCAAAGAAAGAAAACGUCAUUGAGAAAACUCUUGACCAAAUUAAAGAAACCAGUACGGACGUAUGGCAAGGUACUCAGCUUCUUGCGUUUGAUUCAGCUGCUGCUAUGGAACUCCUUAGGAGGUCUGUGGUAGGAGAUGAAUUAACAGAGAAAGAAAAGAAAGCCCUACGCAGAACCAUGACUGACUUAGCAUCAGUUGUUCCCAUUGGUGUUCUUAUGCUUCUUCCUGUCACAGCAGUUGGUCACGCGGCUAUGCUUGCAGCAAUACAGAGAUAUGUGCCAGGCUUGAUACCUUCGACCUACGGAGCUGAAAGGUUGAACCUGUUGAGACAGCUUGAGAAGGUCAAGCAAAUGCAAACAAAUGAAACAGAGCCUGAAGAAGGCAUCGAUGAAACAGAAUCAUGACUAGAUAAAGAAACAGAGAAAAACCACUUUAUACCUCAAAAGUUCACUUUGUUCUAUAGUUCAUUGACAAGAGUUGUGCAUAGAGAAUCUCAUUCCAUGUGUCAGGCACACCGGGUAGGCACCAAUGGCUGCAGUCUUGAGGAGCAUCAACAGGAGUGCCUUGCUCUCGAUACCGAGAAGGAUGACCAUCUUUCCUGAACUCUGUCAGAUAUGUAAUGUUCAGAAAUUUAACCUUAAUAUGUCGAUAUCUCAUUUCUUCAAUUACUUUAUAGAUAUAUUCGUUGUGGCUCGCA
Molecule: messenger RNA, 3241 nt
Organism: Camelina sativa (false flax)
Lineage: Eukaryota; Viridiplantae; Streptophyta; Magnoliopsida; Brassicales; Brassicaceae
Source: RefSeq, a predicted model, not a curated record